CUGUUGCUAAUAUUGUUAUUGUUAUCACAUCUGUUGAUAUCAUAUCAUUUACUAUUUACACACGUGUUGUGUUGAGGAUAACAUUUACGAUUUAGCUUGAGGCAUUUAACAUACAGAUCAUUGUAUAGGUACUAUACUACUAUUAUGGUUAGACGCUAAACCUAACCUCAUACAAGCUCUUAGUCAUAGGUAGAUUUAAUUUAUCUGAAACUAACUUAAUACCUACCGGUAAAAAAUAUAUACCUAAUCGUGUAAAAUCGUAUCUUCGAAGGCCAGCGAAAUGGAUACCGACGACAAAGGAUACAUGAUUACUUACGACCCUAUCAAAGGUAAGUGUCUUGUUGCAACCAAGCAUUUUAAAGUAGAUGAUGUCAUUUUUACUGAAGAACCAUUUGUAUCCUGUCAAUUUUCUUGGAAUAAUCUUUAUGGUUAUCGUGCUUGCAAUCAUUGCCUUUGUCCUUUAGAAACUACAUCAGAAAAUAUUGCCAGAUUAACAAAUGCAGCAAUUACAGAAGUCCCCUUUGAAGAAUAUUGUCCUAUAAAAGAUAAAACACAAAAUUAUGUACAAUGUGAAUCCUGUAAAGUUUGGUAUUGCAGUUCUACAUGUUUGGAAACUGCAUAUAAUCGUUAUCACCAACUUCUUUGCAGACCAGAUAGCAAUGAUCCAUUACAUUAUUUAGAAGAAUUAUGGAGGACAAUGCAUUAUCCUCCUGAAAGCCACAAUAUUAUGUUAUUGUGUCGUUUGCUGGCAACAAUUGAAUUAUCUGCUUCACCACAACAGGCUAAUCAAACAGUUUCUAAUUUUUGUCAUCGCACUGAAAAUGAAAAUGAACAUUUAGUACAUAAAAUGCUUGGAGAAAAGUUUGUUGAGCAAAUUGAACAACUUCGUUUUGGUGUUCUCAAGUCCAUGCCAGUUAGAGAAUCCAGUCAAUGGCUAACACCAACUGGUUUUAAAUCAUUAUUGGCAUUGAUUGGAACAAAUGGGCAAGGUGUGGGCACGAGUGUUUUUCAUCAAUGGACAAAUAAUUGUAAAAAACAUCUUUCUUCCGAUCAAAUGGAAUCAUUUGAACAAUUUGUAGACAAUGCUUAUGAAGCAAUGGAACAAGUUGUUGGAGUAGACUUUUUGGAUAAUGAAGGUUCCGCUUUAUUUCAAGAACAUAGUUCAAUCAAUCAUAGCUGUUUUCCAAAUGCAGCAAGUGUUUUUGAUGGUAACCAUGUUCUAAGAUUGGUUGCCAUUAGAAUGAUAGAACCUGGUGAUGAAAUAAAUACUAGCUAUAUUGCUCCAUGUGAAUUAGACCAUAGCAGACAUACUAGACAAAAAUAUUUACAAGAAAAUUAUGUAUUUACUUGUCGGUGUAUCAAAUGCGAGGAACAAAUAAAUGAACCAGAUAUUACAAGUGAUGAUGAUUCAGAAAUGGAGGAUGAUUGUAGUACCUAAGUAUUUGUUUGAAAUUUAUUACCUCAAAAUAAAAAAUUAUUAAAAUUA
This is a messenger RNA of Aphis gossypii (cotton aphid), 1486 nucleotides long. It is a transcript of the gene Smyd5, whose product is annotated as histone-lysine N-trimethyltransferase SMYD5. The coding region runs from base 281 to 1438 and encodes 385 amino acids. The transcript has 9 exons. The record is from RefSeq and is a predicted model, not a curated record. Lineage: Eukaryota; Metazoa; Arthropoda; Insecta; Hemiptera; Aphididae. Gene Ontology annotation, molecular function: protein binding.